AUCAAUCUUUCUAACAUACAGUCCAUAAACAGAAUACAUUUAGAGUACUUUUACACCUCCAUCCGAUGAACAUAUGUAAACAAUGGCUAUUUGAGCUAGCUUGCAAAUGGACAAUAAAAGGCUAGCAACGCUAGCUAAAUGAAGUAGCUGUCUUGUUCCAAGGCUUGACUUGGAUGAAGUAGCUGUCUUGUUCCAAGGCUUGACAUGGAUGAAGGAGCUGUCUUGUUCCCCCACUUUUCAAUCCAUCUCCAGCCUUCCAUGUCUGAGCCCAAGUCCCAGGGUUCUGGUGGUGGUGUUGCAGGCCAGAGAAGCUCACAGGGGGGUCCAGAGGUGGUAAUAGUGAAGCUGGAGGACUGCGGUCAACCACUGGUGCUAAAUGUGAUCGUCAAAGAGGAAGAGGAGGAGAGAGGAAUUGAGGAGGGAGAAAUGAAUAAGGCGUUUAAACACGAGUUGGAAGAGAAGGUAGUCAAAGAGGAGGUGGAGGAAAUAUCCCUUAAAGAAGAAGGGCUUGAGAGCAGGGAAGAGAAGGAAGUAGAUGGUGACACUGACCCGGGAGGAAGACCAAUAAACACGGAACCAGAACCAGAGACGUCCCAACCGGAUCAGAGCCUUACUCAGCCAGAGGGCCAGAAGUCACAGGAGAGAGUGCACAGUGGGAAGAAGACUCACCAAUGUUCUCAGUGUGGGAAGAGUUAUUCUCAAGCAGGGAGCCUGAAUAGGCAUAAGAGAAAACACACAGGAGAGAAGCCUUUCAACUGCUCACAGUGUGAAAAGAGAUUUGACCGUCUAGAAAAUCUAAAAGAACAUGAGCGAAUACAUACGGGAGAGAAGCCUUACAAAUGCUCACAGUGUGAAAAGAGAUUUAACCAUCUUGGAAACCUGAAAGAACAUGAGAGAAUACACACAGGAGAGAAGCCUCAUCACUGCUUCCAAUGUGGGAAGAGUUUUACCUUGUCAAGACACCUGAAAGAACAUAAGAAGAUACACACAGAAGAGAAGCCUUACAAAUGCUCUCAGUGUGAAAAGAGCUUUAUUCAGCUAGGCAACCUGAAAGAACAUGAGAGGAUUCAUACUGGAGAGAAGCCUUACAAGCGGGCCUUCUGGGAAGACCCCUUUUCUGCUAUACUGGACCGAACACAUCAACAAGAAACGGCUUGCCUAACUCCCCUCAUGUUCCCCCAGGGGCGCUCUUAA
This is a messenger RNA of Esox lucius (northern pike), 1194 nucleotides long. RefSeq names its product zinc finger protein 595. Gene Ontology annotation, cellular component: nucleus. The transcript has 5 exons. The record is from RefSeq and is a predicted model, not a curated record. Bases 205 to 1194 code for a protein of 329 amino acids. NCBI's taxonomy places the organism in Eukaryota, Metazoa, Chordata, Actinopteri, Esociformes, Esocidae.